AUGCAAAAAAAGAGACAAAGAGGUCCAAACAAAAGCAAACGUUUCACUGAUUAUACCAAACAACAUCAGGCAAGAUUAAGGCGAGGAUUUAAAGAAGACUGCCAGUCAGCACUGUCAUUUUUAGGCCUCUACAAUUUUAUUGCCACCAAGGUUGAGGUAUUUAAUAAUGACACUCAACAGUAUGAAACUAUUUCAUUGGUAGAAGAGGGAGAGUUACAACUAUUGGAAACAGAGCCAAGAGAGCUGACUGACAAUGAUAUUGAUAACAUCAAUAUGUGGGUUUACUUGAAGGACAAAUUGAAUAUAUCUAAUGAAGUUUGGCAUGAGUUGGCUGAAGUGUAAAGACAUGCCCACAAAAUAUAAAAUAUGCAAACACCUAGAUAAGCUAAAUGCCAAUUGGAAUCUGAGAAGUACACCAGGGGAGGCAGAGGGAGUACAGAUUUCUUUCAGGGAGAGUCUUGAGGAACAGAUAAAAAGGCUGCAGAAAAAUGGAGUAUUGGACAAGGUUACUACUACUAAAGUAAAGCUCAGUGGUGAUGGUACCAACAUUGGGAAAAGGCUUAAACUUGAAAAUGUCACAUACACAAUUCUGAAUGAAAAGGAUGCAGCAAUGAAUGAAAAAGGGAACUAUGUUCUAGCAAUAAUUAAGAAAACAGAGAACUAUGACAAUCUUAAAGAAAGCCUUGCUGAUCUAAAUAAUGAAAUGUCAAAUUUAAAAGAAAUAACUGUAAAUAGUCAUAAGUAUAGUUUUGAGUAUUUUUUGGGAGGAGACUGGAAGUUUCUAGCCCGUGUUUGUGGUUUAGGGGCUGCUAAUCAAAAUUUCUCUUGUAUUUGGUGUAAGUGCCCAGGAAAUGAAAGGUUUGACAUCAGUAAAAAGUGGUCUAUAACUGACAAAUCUCUUGGGGCAAGAGAUUUACAAGAAAUAGGUAAGUAUACAAAAUCUAAGCAAUAUAAUUGUAAAACCAAUCCAUUAUUUGAUUUUAUUCCUAUUGACCAUGUAAUAAUUGAUACUCUACAUUUAUUUUUGAGAAUAUCUGAUAAUUUAAUUGAACUUCUGAUCAGGGAACUUCGCAGGAAAGAUGUCAUUGACAAGGUAUCUACUUUUUCAAAUGGGUUUUGUCGAAAUAAGUAUAGACAUAUGGCUGGGUAUGAGAAAUUUGUAAAAGAACUUGGAAUUAAUUUUGAAUGGAAAAUUAAUAGGGACAGCAAGAAGUUGGAGUACAGAGACCUUACUGGACCUGAAAAACUCUUGCUUUUCCAACAUAUUAAUUUUCACUUACUAUCACCAGUUUUUCAUAAUGUGGACAAGCUGCAAGCCCUUUGGGGUAAUUUCAUAGAUAUUAUGGGUGAUCUUAAACUUAAUUACACUACAGAUGAUGCUAUCUCUAGCCUCAAAGACAAAAUCAAAAAAUGGUUUCAAAAAUUCUUAGACCUUUACCAAGCAAAAGAUGUAACACCAUAUAUGCAUUCUUUGUAUGCUCAUGUACCUGAAUUUUUAAAGCUCUACCAAAAUUUAGCUUAUUACACUCAGCAAGGUAUGGAGAAGUACAAUGACACUGCAUCAAAGGACUACUUUAGAUCAUCUAAUCAUAGAGGGGUUUCUGCUCUAAAGCAACUUUUCUUGAAAAAACACAGAAUACAGCUUUUGGAAGUUGCUGGUUUGGAAAGGGUGAAGGAAAGCUACAACUGUGGAAACUGUUCAACUUCUGGCCAUACCAUCAAAACAUGUACUGCAAAAUGCAGCAAA
Messenger RNA from Pocillopora meandrina, 1747 nucleotides. The record is from the annotation of a GenBank genome assembly. Lineage: Eukaryota; Metazoa; Cnidaria; Anthozoa; Scleractinia; Pocilloporidae.